AUGUCGACUCACCAGGGCAACCAUAAAGUCGACAACGAAGGAGAAGAGGCAAUUCCGAGUAGGGCAAGGCUGGGAUCUAAGACAGACGGCGGGAGAAAAAGGGACCACGGUGGACCGGAGCAGCGAGGGGCACGGUCAAGCUGUCCGAACGAGGUGACACCUCAACAUGACUCAAAAAGCCCGCCUGAGGAAAGAUGGAGACGGGAGUUGAAGAACGCCAGCGUGCCGGACAGUUUCACCUCUCUCCCCCCCUUCGAUAUAGAAGAGGCAUGUGAAUGGCAGUAG
Messenger RNA from Protopolystoma xenopodis, 285 nucleotides. Lineage: Eukaryota; Metazoa; Platyhelminthes; Monogenea; Polystomatidea; Polystomatidae. The record is from the annotation of a GenBank genome assembly.